AUGAGUGACGAUGAUUCCAAAACAGAAAAAAAACCGAUAGUAAUAAAAAAUGCUACUGAUUUACAAAGGUUAAAGCUUGAGAAACUCAUGAAAAAUCCUGACAAACCAGUAGUAAUUCCAGAUCCUCCAAAGUUGAAAUCGUUAGCUUCUGCACCAGACUUCGUUCGUAAUGUAAUGGGUUCAAGUGCAGGCGCUGGAUCGGGAGAAUUUCAUGUAUACCGUCAUUUGAGACGUAAAGAAUAUGCUCGGCAAAAGUUUAUUCAAGAGAAAAGUGAAAAGGAAAAACUUGAUGAAGAAUAUCAUAAGAAAAUAGAACAAAAUCGAAAAGAAGCUGAACAGAAAACAGCAAAAAAACGAGCGAAAAGACUAAAGAAAAAAAAAACUGCUAAACUAAAAUCAAAAAUACCUAAAACUGAUGAUAAAGAUAAAGUAUUAUCAGAGUCUGAAAGUAGCGAUGAAGAUAAUUUAGAAGAAAAUGAUAAAAAUAAAGAAAAGGAAAUAGAAUCAGAAGAAAAAAAGUUAUGA
This is a messenger RNA of Arctia plantaginis, 525 nucleotides long. The record is from the annotation of a GenBank genome assembly. Lineage: Eukaryota; Metazoa; Arthropoda; Insecta; Lepidoptera; Erebidae.